Syzygium oleosum is the source of this 1350-nucleotide messenger RNA. RefSeq lists its product as uncharacterized. The transcript has a single exon. The record is from RefSeq and is a predicted model, not a curated record. NCBI's taxonomy places the organism in Eukaryota, Viridiplantae, Streptophyta, Magnoliopsida, Myrtales, Myrtaceae. The coding region runs from base 130 to 1128 and encodes 332 amino acids.
GCAGUACUAGAUUGAAAAGUCCAACCGAACCUCUUCAACUACUCUCGCUUCCUUCCCAAUCCCUUUAUUCCUUCUUCAUCUUCUGUUCCUCAAGAAAAUCUUCACUGAACGUAAGGGAUCGACAGAAGUAUGGAUCGAGAGCAAGAAGAGAUGCAGUUCCUCGGCCUCUUCGGCAUCUACAAAGAGUCCUACAAGGUCAUCUUCUCAUGGAGGAAGAUCUUCAGCCAAAUCACCUUGGCCUUGGUCCUCCCCCUCGCCUUCGUCUUCCUCCUCCACAUCCAAGUCUCCGAUGUCCUCUUCUCGAAGAUUAUCUACAACGAGAUCGAGCUCGACGAGACCCGCCCCGAGACCGCCCGCUACGACAAGAUCUCCGGCAUCCUCUCCAAGGAGUGGGCCGUCUUCCUGCUCUUCAAGGCCCUCUACUUCACCGUCCUGCUCGUGUUCUCCCUCCUCUCGACCUCGGCCGUUGUCUACACCAUCGCGUGCAUCUACACCGGCCGCGAGGUCGCGUUCAGGAAGGUCAUGAGCGUGGUCCCCAAGGUCUGGAGGCGGCUGAUGGUCACCUUCUUGUGCAUCUUCGUGGCCAUGUUCGGGUACAACGUGGUCGCCGUGCUGGUCCUGGUCACCUGUGCAAUCUCCAUCGGCAACACGAACUUCGGCAUCGUGAUCUUUGCCCUCCUAGGGAUCGCUUACUUGGUCGGGUUCGUGUACAUGACCAUAGUGUGGCAAUUGGCGAGCGUGGUCUCCGUUCUGGAGGAAGAUUACGGGGUCAAGGCCAUGAUCAAGAGCAAGGGCCUGAUAAAGGGCAAGAUGGGUGUGUCCAUAAUCAUAUUCUUGAAGCUCAACAUAUAUCUUCAUCUGAUUCAAUUCGCGUUCGAGAGGUUGGUCGUUCAUGGGCCCUCGACAGGGACGUUAGGUAGGUUUGGCUAUGGAGCUCUGUGUUUCUUGCUACUCUCGAUGCUGAUGCUAUUCGGGCUUGUCGUCCAAACGGUGAUCUACUUCGUCUGCAAGUCGUACCACCAUGAGAACAUCGACAAGUCGGCGCUGUCGGAUCAUCUCGAAGUCUAUCUCGGAGAGUAUGUUCCUCUCAAAUCCAAGGAUGUUCAGCUUGAGCAAUACAACGUUUGAUUCAUAGUUGUGUUUCUAUAUCUUUUUUCCCUUUUUUUUUUUUUUCGUGGGAGGAGACAUUUAGAUACUUGAUAUCUUAUGCACUAUAAAAAUUUCAAAGUGAAAAUAAAAUUCUGUAACUUUUUUUAUCCAUUGGCAAAUGGCUAAGUUAGAUAUAUGUUCUUAAUUUCUUGUAUAAAUAUGCGAUAAUUAAGCCGGUCGUCGAUUGAUUUUUUGUUCCUA